AUGAACAUUAACGCUAUGGCCAAUCAUCCGUUAUUUCCACAAGACCAUUUGCAACAGCAGCAACUGCCACAACUGCCACAUUAUGCGGAUAUUCCUCAAAGCCUCACUCCGUUGUUGAGCCAUCAACUGUUGUAUGGUUUUGAUGACAAUUCAAUGAAGAUUGAAGAAUUGAAAAACUCACCAUCACAAGCACUGCAUCAACAGCAACAACUGCCACGUAACUUACAGAUUCCAUCUCAAAAUGAUCAACUUGACCUACUUCAACAAACUCCUCAACGCAGGUUUCCACCAUCAACUGGUCAAAGUCCCUUGUUUGUCACUGAUGAUUCUCCUGCAGACCAAACAGCUCAAGACUCGGAACAAAAGGGUCACGACUUGCAACUAUUCAACAAGAACCAUAUUGAUUUUGAUGACAUGACUUUCCCUGAGCUUAAACCUUUGACUAUGCCAGUGUCUACCCCAUUCAAGCUUGAUUUGGGAGAUCUGUUGUUGCCAGAAAUAAAGCCACAACCACCAUCACAACCAUCCAAAAAGAGAAAGGAAAACAAUGGACCCAAAACUAGACCUGCUUUUGUGAUGAAGAUAUGGUCUAUGGUCAAUGAUAAAUCUAAUGACGAAUAUAUUCGCUGGAACGAAGAUGGAAGAACUUUCCAAGUGUUUAAACGUGAGGAUUUUGUGCACAAGAUUCUUCCUGCUUAUUUUAAGCAUCAAAACAUGUCGAGUUUCGUUAGACAAUUGAACAUGUAUGGAUUCCACAAGGUUCAAGAUAUAACCAAUGGUACUUUGUACCCGAAUGACGACAAGAGCGGUGGCGAUGAAGUUUGGCAAUUUGAAAACCCAAAUUUUAUACGUGGUAGAGAAGAUUUGCUCGAUAACAUUGUCAGAAACAAGUCAGUAUCACAAGAUGAAUCGCAACAAUUGACUGACCCCCAUACCAUGCCCACUGGCGAUUUGAGUUUUAUACUUUCCGAGUUGAGUCAAAUUAAGCAAAAUCAAACAAGAUUGAAUGAAGAGAUUUUGCGCAUACGACAAGAUAAUCAAAAUAUGUAUAAUGCAAACUAUAUCAACCGAGAAAGAACCCAACAGCAGGGUCGCACCAUCAACAAGAUUCUCAAAUUUCUAGCUGCUGUAUACAAUGAUUCUACAAUCAAACCACAAACGCCAUCGUCGGGUGCCAAUGGUCAAUACACUGAUAUUCCAUACCGUCGUUCUCAGCAACAACCAGAAGGAGUACAAAACCCUACAUACCAGUCUCCGUCAUCAGCUUCAUCUGACCAAAGAGAUUCUUUGGAUGCACAAGAAGAGCAACAAUUUGUCAGGAGGCCGAGAUUAUUGCUUACAAACAGACCAAACACCGUCAAGUCUUACUCUUCACCGUCGAUCGAGUCUAUUAAGAGACGUCGCCAAUCAUCGGCGAAUACAAGCAGACUUCAUCAAGAUUUGGUGAAUGGUGCAGCUGUUGACGCUGCUAACGGUGGUUCUCAUCAUGGAUCCGAUAUUGACCAACUUGAAAAUCAGAUUCGAAGCUCUGAUCAAUCGAUUGAGCAAGUACAAGAUUGGAUUGAGAAGCUUUCACAACAACAGCAGCAACAACAACAACAACAACAACAACAACAACAACAACACCAACAGAGACAGCAGCAACUACCGUAUCAAAUACCCCCUCCACCUAUGCCAAACAUCAAUGGUGGUGACAUUCACAUGGGUCAAACUCCACAAUUAUCAGGCUAUCCCGAUUACGAUGACGACGGUCAGUUUAAUGUCGAUGAUUUCUUGAAAAGUGCAAAUACACCCGGUUCAGUACUGAGUCCAAUGCCAUCGUUCACUGGAGUGACCAAUAAUGGUGGUGCUUCAUCGAAUGGGAAUUUGCAAGGCCAUGCUGCACAACUAGAUCAAUCAUCACAAGAGUCACAAUCACAAUCACAAUCUCAACUGAAUGGGAAAAAGAGAACAAUUCAGGAAAUUUACGAUAAUUGA
This is a messenger RNA of Lodderomyces parapsilosis, 1977 nucleotides long. It is a transcript of the gene CTA8, whose product is annotated as stress-responsive transcription factor. Gene Ontology annotation, molecular function: sequence-specific DNA binding; DNA-binding transcription factor activity. The record is from RefSeq and is a predicted model, not a curated record. Bases 1 to 1977 code for a protein of 658 amino acids. Gene Ontology annotation, biological process: regulation of DNA-templated transcription. The transcript has a single exon. NCBI's taxonomy places the organism in Eukaryota, Fungi, Ascomycota, Pichiomycetes, Serinales, Debaryomycetaceae.